Corticium candelabrum is the source of this 1554-nucleotide messenger RNA. Its product is annotated as TNF receptor-associated factor 6-like. The record is from RefSeq and is a predicted model, not a curated record. Gene Ontology annotation, molecular function: zinc ion binding. The coding region runs from base 96 to 1406 and encodes 436 amino acids. The transcript has a single exon. NCBI's taxonomy places the organism in Eukaryota, Metazoa, Porifera, Homoscleromorpha, Homosclerophorida, Plakinidae.
CUUCUAUUGCAGGUGGAUUCGACGUUCACUUUGUUGAACAUCUCUGUGACCGACUGACAUGCCCCAUUUGUCAGUUGGCAGCACGAGAACCAAGGAUGACCGAUUGUGGUCACCAGUUUUGUCUCGAGUGCUUGAGACCACUGAUCGUAGACAACAACCUAACAUGCCCUGUUUGCAGGACGGAACUGAAAGAAUCGGAGAUCUAUCCAAACAACAUGGUGAAACGCGAGAUUCUGAGUCUGAAGAUUGUAUGCGCUAGGUGCAAGGAAGGUUGUGCAUGGAUUGGUGAACUGAGACAGCGAGAUGAACACAAUCAGGAAUGUGGGUACGUGGUUCAACCGUGUGACAAUAAUUGUGGAGAGAAUGUAAUGAGGAAGGACAUGGACAGUCACAAGAAGAAUGAGUGCCACCGUCGAACGGUGGGCUGUUGCUAUUGUGAUGGAGAACUAGAAUAUGAGCAGAUGUCUGGUCAUUAUAAAACAUGUGCCAAGUAUCCUGUUGCUUGUCCUCAUCAGUGUGGAGUGCAGAUUGCUAGGGAAUGCAUGGAAAUGCACGCUAGCAGAGAGGGUGAAUGUCCUAACAGUCCUCUACAGUGUGACUUUGCAUUUGCUGGGUGUCAAUUCAUUGGGACCAAAAAGAAAUUACAAAAUCAUUUAGAAAGGGACACUAAAACUCAUCUCAGUUUAGCUAUGAAAUCACUGCACACUGUGACAGAAAGAUUGGCAAAGUCAGAGCAAAAGCAACAAGAGACCGAAAUGGAACUUGCUAGAAUAAAAGAGGUUCAGCAGGAUUUCACAGAACAAUUGACAAAGUUAGAGAAACAGCAACAAGUCAAAGAAUUGGAACUUACAAGGAUGAAAGAAGCUUUGUCUGUUCAACUGCCAUGUAUUAUAGAUUGGAUGAAAAAUGGUUUGGAAACCUCAAUGCAGUCACCAAAGUUUGUAGAAGCCUUGUUGCAAGAAACGAAUGAGUUGUCAUUUGAAUUGUCAGAGGCAGUUGUCUAUCUGUGGAAGAUAAAGUGGUCAAACAACGUGAAACUUGUUCAUACUUUGUUUUCAGGUAGUCGUCCUCCUGAUCAAGUUAUAUGCUCUACCAAAUUUUGCACAGGAUUUCCCGGAUUGCAUCUACAAAUUCAUAUCUUUCCCUGCGAGUCAACAUUCACUUUUGCAAUAAUUUGCACUAAGGCUGACUGUGAUCUUGACUUAGAGAGUAUGACUUUUCUUGUAGUUACUACUCUGCUGCAUCAGCAGUCUGAUGGACAUCAGAAUAGGAAACAGGAAUUUUUGAUGAAAUUGCCAUCACGUAUACCACUAACCCGUAGUUUUCAAGGAGAGAGCAUACCUCUUGAACAAUUUGUAUCAGAUGAUGAGCUUUAUGUCACCUUUCAGUUCAAACGGUUGCCUUAAAGCCAAUAGUAGUACUGUACUAUUGAUGGGGUACAUCAACUAACUGUGUUUUUGGAAGUAGGCAGGGUUGGCAUUUUACGUACAGAACAAGUAGAUUACAUUUGGCGUAUUGACUAUCUUUGUUGUUUCUCUGCUAUUUUGUUUUAGU